Molecule: messenger RNA, 6898 nt
Organism: Chelmon rostratus (copperband butterflyfish)
Lineage: Eukaryota; Metazoa; Chordata; Actinopteri; Chaetodontiformes; Chaetodontidae
Gene: wdr62
Product: WD repeat domain 62
Exons: 32
Coding region: 2532-6677 (1381 amino acids)
Biological process (GO): neurogenesis; mitotic spindle organization; regulation of mitotic cell cycle
Cellular component (GO): mitotic spindle
Molecular function (GO): protein binding
Source: RefSeq, a predicted model, not a curated record
AUGAAGCUAAGCUAAUCCUCUGUCAUUAUCAUCGGUGAAGAGUUUUGAUAAACCGAGCUGCUCCCGGUUCACAUCAGCGGGCUUUUAUGGCCGAACACUGCGGUGUUCACACGGUGUAGUUUCUAUCUGUACUGACGUUAAAGCGAGUCGGUUAUCAUGGCAGAGGGAGCGGACUGCGGUUCAGUUAACACCGCAAAGAGGAGGCAACCGGCGGGGAGGAAGAGCCGAUCGAGCCAGCAGAAGAAGACCUUCAGCAGCCGGGUAACGUUACGGUCUGCUCCGAUGCUAAAGGAGCUAACUGUUAGCUCGGCUGGAGUUUCAGGGAGUUUUAACGAAGAGCUCAAAGUUUUCAACAAGUUUAAAGACGAACUGUGACCGAAACGUAACAGAAGAAAACAUACAGAAUCUACUCAAACUCCACAUGUGUGAAUGUUUGAAGCUCUGAAUAAACGACAUGUAGCUGAAUCACUGCGACGUUAAAGUCGUGUUGCUAACUUCUCAUAGCAACAAGCUAAUGCUAAGACACAACAAGAAGCAACAGGGCAGCGGUGUUACAUCUGUUAACCGUCUGUCUGUGGCCACUGACAGCAAAUUUAAACAGCACAUUCUGGAUCAGAUGUCACAGGUUUAAAAUAAAACACCAACAGACAUCAAAUACAGGCACGAUGUUAAAGUGAGAUAUAAAACACACCUGUUCACUGUCUGUCCACCUGUAGCCCUGUCAUCAUCAAAGGAGUCCAUUUUUAAUGUCCGUUUUAUUUAGGAGUGGUUUUAUUCUAAUUGACGUGUUUAAAAACGUGUUAUUGUCUUUAUUUUUGUGUUGGAGGACUCCUCACAGCCCCAUAGCCAGAGCAAACAUGCAUCAGGCCUCCCCGGCCAAGCCCUUUAUUUUAGUUUAGAUUUUAAAGGUCAUUAAUCAAUAUAAAUGAUCAUGGAAAUAUUGCUGGUUGGUGUUCAGGCACAAAUCAAUCACAGUUUUCAUUUAAUUGUUGUGAGCGGCAGCUGAUCUGUUCCUUUAUGCCAUAUUCUCAAUAUUUUUUCUGCAUGUUUGUCAUUCAGCCCGUGGCAUCACAGUUAGUAUCAUCGUUGUGUGAAACACGUUCAUAUUGGCUGUGUAACAGUGAAUCACAUCACAUGACGUGAAAGCCUCUGCUUCAGCCGUCUGUUGUUUCAGAGUCGCUGCAGCUCUUAAAGUGCUGCUGUUGGAUGAAAGCCAGGUUUUAAAUGUACUUUGUUUGUGUUGGAGAAGCUUCCUGAAUCCAAACCUUCAGGCACAACAGACGAUCACAGACUAGUGACUACAGGACACCAGACAGCGUGUUGUAGGAAGCCGUGUGUGGGCGAUGCACUGUGGGCUGUUCUUUUCUCCCCCCCUUUUCACACACACACAUACUGCACGCAGGCCUGGCUUGACUCGGUUUGACUCGGCAGGGAUUGGAUCAUCACAGCCGGUCUACCUGCCUGCUUGAAGGUGUGCUGUCACUGUGGACGCUCUCGUCUGCGUGCGCUGUGCAGCAGUUGGUUCCAGCUUCGUAUCAUCGUGGAUUUUCACACUGUUAUGAUUGUGCUGUAACAAUGGAGGCGACGUGAUUGAAACUGAUGACGUGUCUGCUGUGUCUGCCAAUGGCAGAGGAAGCUGUUUAAAAAUGGUGCCGAAUGACGACGAAGCCCGUCUGACGUCACUGCGGCCUGCUUGAAGCCGGUCGAAUGCGCUCUGACGCGACUCCGGAGCCGCUCACCUCAGGCGUGAAUCGCAGAACUUGGAGAGUUUCUGCUGGUGAUGGAAAUGCAAAUUAACGCAGCGUGGUUCGACUCUGGGUUAGGGAAUGGAACGCCCUAAAGUAAAAGGCUGGAGACGGGAGUUUGUGUAGUGCAAACGUUAUAACAUGACUGUGGGUUUCUAAAGACCUGAGAUAUGUGUUGGUUUGGUUUGGUUUGGUUUGGUUUUAUUCAUUCAUGCUGGCUCCACUGAAAAAACGCAGAACUUUACAAGAAAAACAUUGGAAAAAGAAAUUUCACAACAAUUUCAAAAUUAAGAAACAUAAAUAGAUAAGUGAAAUAUUUCUGGAAUAUAUCAGGGCAGUUAGCAGUCAUGGUGGCCAUGCUAUAAUAUUGUUCUGUUUUUUCUUUUUUCAGUCUAAGUGCCUGACUGCUGCAUGCAGUGUUGAGUUUCUCAGCCUGCUGGUCUUGGCCAUGGGUUCGGCCAGCUUGGCUGUGUUAUUGCCUUUUGAAGGAUGAAGGAGCUCAGUGGCCUCCAAAUGCAGCAGAUGACGACAGUGGAGACAUUCAGUUGUAAAAUAGCAGAAAUUCAUUCAAAACUGUCCCAUGAUGUAAUAUUAAAAAGCUGAGGAGGAAUAAGUACAAAAAUAUCUCAAAUGUCCCUACAUGAACAAAUCUGGAGACGUUCUGUCUUCUAACAAUAGAGUCACUGUAAAUGUUGAUAGAAACUGGAAACCCAGCUGAACGCAGCUGAGAACCUGUUUUCACUUCUGCUCAGGAAGAAACACUUUGUGAAACUGGGAGAUUUUUGAAUGUGUGUGUGUGUGUGUGUGUGUGUGUGUGUGUGUGUGUGUGUGUGUGUGUGUGUGUGUGUGUGUGUGUGUGUGUGUGUGUGUGUGUGUGUGUGUGUGUGUGUGUGUGUGUGUGUGUGUGUUUUGUUUCAGGUGAGUCUGGAGAAAGUUUUGGGUAUCAGCACAGCCAGUGGCAGCGGUUUGACCUCUGACCCCAACUCUGGGCUCAUUGCCUAUCCUGCAGGGUGCGUCAUCGUGCUGCUUCACCCGAAGAAGAACAAGCAGAGUCACAUCAUCAACACGUCCAGGAAACCCUUCAGUGCUCUGGCCUUCUCUCAUGACGGCAAACACCUGGUCACUGGUGAGAGCGGUCACAUGCCCUGUGUGCGGGUGUGGGAGGUGGGUGGAGCUCAGGUAGCCGAGGUUCAGUCUCAUAAAUAUGGAGUUUCCUGUGUGGCGUUCUCCACCAACAGCUGCUACAUCGUCUCCGUGGGAUACCAACACGACAUGACCGUUAGUGUGUGGGACUGGAGGAAAGGUUCGAUCAUCGCCUCCAACAAAGUGUCCAGCAGAGUGUUCGCCGUCUCUUUCUCUCAGGACAACAGCUACUUUGUCACCGCAGGAAACAGACACGUCAAGUUCUGGUACCUGGAUGCCUCUAAAGAACGACGGGUGAACAGCACGGUGCCUCUGAUUGGUCGGUCAGGGCUGCUAGGCGACCAUAAGAACAGUACGUUCAGUGGGGCGGCGUGUGGGCGUGGCCUCAUGGCGUGCAACACUUACUGCAUCACCAGCUCCGGCUUGCUGUGUCUGUUUAACCGCAGCCGACAGCUGGAGGCCUGGGUCAACCUCAAGACGUCAUCGGCGAGCUGUCUGGUGGUCAGUGCAGACUUCGUCUUCUGUGGUUGUGCUGACGGUGUGAUCAGAGUCUUCAGCCCGUCCAACCUGCAGUACAUCAGCACUCUGCACCGACCGCACCGGCUGGGCGUCGACCUCACCCAGAGCGUACAGCACGGCCUGUUACCCGCCAGUCCUGGUGCCCAGUACCCCGACACGCUGGCUCUGACCUUCGACCCCGCCGCCAAACACCUGACCUGCGUGUACAACGACCACAGUGUGUAUGUGUGGGACGUUAAAGAUAUGAGGAACGUGGGGAAGCUGUACUCUGCUCUGUACCACAGCAGCUCUGUGUGGAGCGUCGAAGUGUAUCCAGAGCUGUCAGACGCAUCUCAGGCCUGUCUGCCCCCAUCCUCCUUCCUCACCUGCUCGUCCGAUAACACCGUCAGACUGUGGCACGCCGACCCCCCCGCCAGACACACGAACCUCUACAGCAACGACCUGCUGAGGAUCUUGUAUGUGGGGGAGAACACGCAGCACCUGCAGGCAGAGGGGGAGAGGGGGGAGUCAGCGGGGGCUGAUGGGAAGGCUGGGAUCAGAGUGUUGGCGAUCAGUCCUGAUGGACAACACCUGGCAGCUGGAGACCGCUGUGGAAACCUGCGUAUCUUUGGUCUGGAGUUUCUGGACGAGCUGGUGAAGAUUGAGGCUCAUGACUCGGAGGUGUUGUGUCUGGCGUUCUCUCCCACAUCCACAGGUGUGAAGCUGUUGGCGUCGGCCAGCAGGGAUCGACUGAUCCACGUCUUCAGCCUGGAGAAGAACUACAGUCUGGAACAGACUCUGAACGACCACUCCGCCUCCAUCACUGCCGUCAAGUUCACAGGUGAGAGUCCAGAGGUUCGAAUGGUGAGCUGUGGAGCAGACAAAAGCAUCUACUUCCAGACGGCUGAGCAGACGGCGGAGGGCUUGUCGUUCUCCAGGAGUCACCACGUGGUGGAGAAGACGACGCUGUACGACAUGGACCUGGACUCGUCGAGGACGCACGUCGCCAUCGCCUGUCAGGACCGAAACAUCAGGGUGUACAACGUGGAAACCGGGAAGCUGAAGAAGUGUUUGAAAGGCUCGUCCAGCGAUGAAGGAGCUCUGCUGAAGGUUCAGAUGGAUCCGUCGGGGUCGUUCUUCGCCACCAGCUGCUCCGAUAAAAACAUCACCAUCUUUGACUACGAGUCGGGGGAGUGUGUCGCCACCCUGUUCGGACACUCCGAGAUCGUCACCUGCAUGAGGUUCAGCCAGGACUGCAGACACCUCAUCACUGUGUCAGGAGACAGCUGUGUGUUCGUGUGGCGGUUGGACUCUCACAUGACCAGCAUCAUGAGGAAGAGGCGUGGCCUCAGGCCGGCCGCCGCAGCUGAAACCUGCAGCCGCAAACAGCAGAACAUCAGGAGAGAGACCUUCAUCACCGUACCCUCCUGUCAGCUGCCUCUGAUGGAGGAAGAGGAGGAGGAAGAGGCUCGCAUCAGAACUCCAGACAGACUGGACUCAGCUCAAGAUCCUCCGCUGCUUCAAACCAACGGAAAACUGCCCAUGUGGUUCAGAAAACUGCAGGGUCAGGGCGAAGCCUCCGCUGCCGUCCAAUCAGACGCCAAGCCUCGUCAGGUUCGGAGUCGGUGGGCGGAGCAGCUGGACCCUCUGAUCAUCUGCUCCAGCUUCAGCCCGAGUCAGAUGGAGGAGGAGGAAGAGGAGGAGGAAGACUUCCACCCUCAGAGUCUGGACAGUCUGCUGGGCGAGGAGGUGGAGGAGGAGGAAGAUGGAGAGGAGGAGAAGGAGAAUCCAGGUGAGGACAGGAGCAGCUACAUCCUCUACCCCGACACCACUGACACCACCACUGACAGGGAGUUUGACGUUGAGGGCGUCACUGACCCUCGGCAGUCUCUGACCAGGCUGGAGGUCAAAGGUCAGGGGGCGGAGUCAAUGUGGAGCACUGAGCUGAGUCCAGACUCGGCCUGCUCUGAAGGCUCAGCAGGAAGUCUGGAGCAGCAGCACGAUGCCGACACGGACUCCCUCAGUCAGGGCAGCUCUGUGGGCAGUUUGUGUCUGGAGGACGACGACGACAGAAACUCUCUGAAGAACCACUUUGAUACUCUGGCCUCCAGUCUGCCCGACGAGAAGUUCGACACGGACCCGAAGACUCUACAGCCUCCGGAGGAAAAGCACUUCCUGAACCCUCGACUCAGCAUCUCCACCCGCUUCCUGUCCAGAUUCCAGGACAGAAUCAAGACGUGGCCGAGCCGAGCUCCGCCUCCUGUCUCAAUCCCAACCAGGAUCUCAGAGGAGAGCAACGUCAGCAACACAUCGGUGAACUCGGAGUCGAGCAGCGAGGUCGCCUCAUCGGACUCGACUCAGAAACAAAACACUAACGGUGGAGUGAGAUGCAGCCACUCAAUCCUCCGUCGUAGAGCUUCCUGUAUGAUUUCCCAUCAGCCCCUCCGCCGCACAACACGCCGACGACACACUGUGGUGGUCGUCCAGUGCAGAGAAACGCUGCCAGACAUCACCACUGCGGCCCACACCAGCAGCAUGACGUCUGCAGUCCAGCAGGGGGCGCCUCGGCUCGGAUACCUGGGAACCACCGCCAGCUCCAGAGCAAAACUGAGCCAGGACCCACCCACCUUCUCCACCUCCCUCCAGGAGGAGGAGGAGCGCCUGUCCUCCUCCUCGGACCUCCAGCCUCCCGCCCCCGACCAGGACCGGACCAGCAGCGGCGUCGUCCAGAAGUCUCAGUGUGACGUACCUGCAGCCAGCCCGCAGGCGUCGGCCACGCCCACCGAGGUGAUGCCGCCGGGCGAAGUCGGGAGGUGGAGCGUCAGCAGCGUGGAGGAGACGCCGACCAAUCAAAGCCAAACCCUCAUCCAAACUCCCGCCACCUCCACGGACACGCCCACAUCCUGUGACAUUAGCAGCGGCACCGCCUCCAGGAUGGAGGACAGUCCAGGAGGAUCCGAGACCAGAAUCCAGAAUGAUCCAGGUUCGGGUGAUGAAGAGUCGGUCAGUCUGCUGCAGUGUCAGCAGGUCGCAGACGAGCUGAGACAGACAGCGAGACGAGCCGCGCACCUUUACCGACAGCUCGGCGUCUUGGUCGACAGCUCAGAGACGCGUCUUCAGAUGUCGUCCGUCCUUCAGGAGGCGUUCGAUGUCGUUCACUCUGAGCUGCAGGCGGUGCUGCGGGGCGGAGACGGGCGGGGCGGCGGCGAGGCCGCUGGGACGUUGUCUCUGCUGGAGAAAUACUCCGAGCAGCUGGUUCAGAUGACCCGGAACAAACUGAACCGCAUCUGAACCGGGACCAGCCAGCAAACGGCUGUUUGUACGGAGGCUGAAAGAGGACAAAAUUCACCUUCACGGCAGCCGGAGUGCCGCUGAGCUGCUUCCACAGACGUCAGUAUUAAAUUUAACGCACCUUAUGUUUGUUUUUAGCUGCAGGUUGUUCUUUUGUGUUUUCAGUCACUGUUUGUACAGAAACUCGUUUUCUUAAUAAAUGUUUAAUGUGUCAAAUUUCA